GGGGAAGAGCGCGGACAAUGCACAGGCUGGGAACUUCCUGCCGCCGCGGCGGUGGCGGCCGCGCUGCCCGGGGCAGAGGCGAGGGAGCCCGGCCGGCGCGCGAUCAAUCAUGAUGUUUUGGUCCACACGCCCUGAAGAAGACUUUGCUACCAAAAUCUUUAUUUCCAGCUAAAUAUACCUGGCUGUAACAGCUGCCAUGGAAACGUGCUGUACAGAGGAGGCCGUUGGAACCAGCUCUCCAUCUGUCAUCUGCAGGCAAGUUGAGGGAGGAGACCGGAAGCGGGAGGAGAGCAGAGCAGGUGACCGGCUGCCUGAAUGGAGCGAUGUUUCUGUCGUGGCUGUGGAGCAGGCACCCCCUGGCAAGCUGAAGAAAACUGCCUUCAAGCUCUUUGGGGGGAAGAGGAGCAUAUGCACCCUGCCAAGCUUCUUUGGAGGAAAAAACAAAGGCCAAGGGAAGGGAGCCUCCAAAAAGAGUCUCAGUAAAAGUAAGACGCACGAUGGGAUCAGCGACGUUGUGUAUGAGGAUGGGACAGGGAGGUUGCGGUUGCGGUUGGAGAGCCCCUUGAAUGGAAGGAUGGACUCGCAUCCUCGCCCACUGCCAAGCUCUCAGAGCGCUCACUUGGCAACAGACGCCAGCGUCAAAUUUGAGUUUGGCAGGCAGGAGAGCUCUCCCUUGGGGAGUGCCGAGGGCUUUGAGAAAAAGCCCAGUGGAGACAAAUCGUUGUCCUUCCCUAGACCCAAGAAAGGGCUGAAGGGGCUUUUCAACAGCAUCCGGCGCCACAGAAAGAACAAAACUGCUGAAUCUGAGAAAGCGGAGUGGGCUGCUGAUUGUGGGGAUGGAGAGCAAGCCAAGAAAACUCAAGGGGCAGGGGCUGAAACCCAGCGAGCCUCUGAGGAGGAGAGUCCAAGAGGCACCCCUCUCCCCGGACCAUGCACAGGGAGCUUGGAUGGUAACUGCUCACUGAGCACAACGACCAACCUUGGAGAAAACACUGACUGGCUCAUGGCUGCUCAAAGUAGCUCGGAAGGAGAUGCAGCAAUGGUGCCUGUGGGCAAAGACGAUAUUCUAGAUGUGAAAUUGGACGCAGAGACUAUUGUCUGUGCCAGCUCACCCUACGGUGGCCUCCCAGACGCACACCAUCCUGACUCCCCAGACAACGACCCCCCUUCAGUACACUCCGGAGACCAGCUCAGCUUGAUCUUUGGAGAUGUUACUUCCCUUAAAAGUUUUGAUUCCCUCACUGGGUGUGGAGACAUAAUUGCUGAGCCAGACAUCGACAGUAUUGCUGAGAGCACGAUCUCCGUGGAGCGCAGUAGAGACGCUGCCAAGAGAAGCUCAUGCCUUGUCACUUACCAGGGAGGAGGGGAGGAGAUGGCCACGCCGGAGGAGAUAGAGGAGUACCUCCAGCAGCUGUGGGAGGGCACCACCGAGGCGGACAGCCGCUACGAAACCAAGCUGCCUCAGCCCAUAAACAGUCCCAAGCUGCAGGGAGUGAAUAGCAAGCUGGAGACUUGCGGCUUACAUGAGGAGGCGGCCCAUCUGUACGCUGGAGGUGUGAUGGAUGACGUAGAGCUCUUAACACCGCCCAGUGACCAGCAAGAAUCUGCCCCCAAUAGUGAUGAGGGUUAUUAUGACUCUACCACACCAGGGCCAGAGGAUGAACUCGGGGAAAUCAAGAAGGACCGUCUCCCAAGAGACAGUUACAGCGGUGAUGCACUUUAUGAGUUUUAUGAGCCCGAUGACACCCUGAUGAGCCCCUCUCUCGGGAACGAAUCCUUAUUUGAGAGCAAAGCAUCUCAUCCAGAGAUCUUCAGCCGCUUCUUAGACUUUGCUGUCCCUGCUGAGAAGAACCUUAUUCAGAUGACGGGGCAGAGCAGCGGAGUGAUGGAGACUGAGGAAGAGAGGCUGGCUGCUAUUCAGAAACAGCUGCUAUAUUGGGAGUUUCAGAGGGAACCAGUUGCAAAACGUCUGGAUGUCCCCAGCAAAGAGAAAUGUCCCAGAGACAAGCAAUACAUUGAAUGUAAUACUAGAGCAGCCAAAUUAAUUGGCAAAAAUCAGAGUUGCCUUGGUAGCGAGCAAGUUGCUUCUCCAGUUUUGAGCAAAAGUGUAGAUGCUGGGAUUUCAGUGUCGAGACUGGAAAAUCCCGAGUGGAGGGAUUUUCAGGGGACACUAUGUCCAGAAAAGUAUUACAGUGGCCAAAAAGCCCAAGGAAGUUGCCUUAUUCAGCUCAUGAAAAACAACUCUGUGUUUGAUUCUGAUUUGGAUCAUGCAGUGUUUGGGGGACUAAGUAGCUUAGUCCCAGCCAAAACUGUGACCGUGACCUAUCCCAGCUACAGAACACAUGACCCUGAUAGCUGUUUUCAAAAUGAACACCACAGCCGAGUGGAAAACUGCCUCAGGGAACCCCAGACAGAAAGUGAAUGUGAACCCGAGCAUGCUGUUAACUUCACUCAGGCACUGGUUGAGUUCACUAGCAGCGGCACUCUCUUCUCCAGCCUCUCUGAAAGCCUUGGUAGCUCUGAUUCAGGUUCUUCCUUCACUCAGAACCUUUCUGUCCUUCCAACCAUGGUCACUUUUGACAUAGUGGAUGUGGAGCAGGAAGGCGAGGGAGAAUGUGAGCAGCAUCUGGAGAUGAAUGCCGACGAGGACAUUGCUGCAUCCUUUGAGGCCUUUGAUGACAGCUACGUGCAAAAGGAGUCCUUUGCCGAAUGUGAUGAACGAAUGUUCCUGGGGUAUCCCCAAGACUCUUUCCAGAGCUGUAACUGGGGUGUUGGCAGCCUUCCCCAUCAUCUGCACCUGCACGGCUUGAGCCCCUCCAUGCCAGCACCACUCUCCAUCAACAGAAGGAGCAGGUCGCUUGACACGGAGCGCUUGGAGUUGGAGCUUGCAGAUAUGCCUCUCUCCAGGAAUGGCCUUAAGCCUUGUCAGCUCUGGUCUAAAUGGGACAGUGGCAAAAAGGACUCUGUCCCCAGGCUGAGCAGAAGCAAGGAUAGCAUUCAGCUGUCUUCUUCCGAAGGAGGAGAAGCUGAUGGGGUCCUUACCUGGCCAGUGUUGCAGCAUGUAGAGUACAAAGCCGAGCUUUCUUCAGGGGGAGAGAAACCGUGGAGCUGUACUCCGACUGCAAGGGCUGCCGUUGUCGAAGGCAACUGGGAUACAUUUGAGCAAUCAGAAGUGAAUUCCCCUUACGUGUCCCUUGGAUGGAACAAUGCCAGGGAGACUCCGGACAGGUUGCCCCAGGAUACUGGGGCCAGUAAUCUAAUGCUUCAGAUGCCUAGACACAUGGUCAGACCAUCCAAUUUACCUCUGCAGACUGAUACAAGACAGGCCCAAGAGGUGUCUAGCUCCUACAGGUAUCCUAGAGAAAAUAUGGCCAAAAAGCUGGCUCGCGUGCUACCUUUGGGAGAAAAAGGGGCUGACUUACCUCAAAGCUUUGCUUUCACGCAGUCCCCUAACAAAAGAGCAAAGUGCAAACUUGUUGGCAUCACGCAAGGAACGCUCCAGUUUCACGAUGGCACUGAGACCUUAAAACCCUCCGCUUGCUUUGCUGAGCAUUAUGGAAGCUCCAGUGCAGACCUGCUGAAAGGGGGACCCGUACAUGGGAACACGCUGCCCGUUAGCUGUCAAAGCACUACAGUGAAUGUAACGGGGAAAUUUUAUGGACUCUUCUUUUACUUGUGCAUCAUGUUAAAAUGGUGUGGCUUACAUUUCUGACGAAGAAAAAGCAAUUGCUGCUGCCACCAUCUGUGCAAUGAAGAAACUCUCUCUCUUCUCUGCUACACAUUGAGGGCUAAUUCUGAAGAUCAGAAGCCGGCCCCCAUCCUGCCAUCCACCCGUUCCAUGGACACUACUUAGAUCUUUUGACACAGGAAUGUCACAUCUGUCAAGUGCUGUUUUUAGCUUUGUUUUUAAUUCCAGUCUGUGGACUGUCUCUGUCUCCUCUCUGAAAGUAUCACUGACUGUCUUUUAAAGCUAGAAAACCAUGGUGGGGUUUUUGUGUGUGUGUAAUGUUUUUGACUUUAUCCAGCAGGGUGGGUCCAUUUUUGAUACCUAAAUAAGCUCUGGAAGGGAAUUCUGCCCUUUUAAGGACUUGCCCAUCUGGGAGGGGAGAUGUCGGGGCUUUGGCCAGUGAAACUGUCAGGAAAACCAAGGCAAAGCUCCUGUUCUGUGCCUGACAAGAGUGUGGGCUUGGCUGGGGCAGUCCCGGGUUUUGAACAUACAUGCUGAAGAGCUGGUGUCCUGGCUCUUAACCGAGUCAGUAGUAGCAGUGCUGCUUGUGCUUUGCAGCCUUCUCCCCUCCAGCAGGGAGGCAGAGAGCGGGGGUGUCAAACAGUUAGGUUUCCUCAAAGGGGGAGAGGCUGUCACUGUUGGGGCAGGCAGUGAAGAAGGCAACUGCAUCCCCCUGGCCCUGUUCCUCCUGCUGGGCUGAGCAGUGGGUGCUGCCCCCCACUAAUUCCAACCCAUCAGCAGGAGUGACGUCCCCUGCUUCCCUACAGUGCAGGGAGCUUUACCUGUUCCCAGCAUGCUACAGAGCAGCUCCUCCACUGGCACUCCUGCCAAAAUGGGACUAGUCAGCUGCCUCACCCUAGCUCCUGCCUCUUCCUAACUCUCCUGCCUCCUCAGCCCCACCAGCAGCUUCGUUCCUCAGCAGUCACCAGAACCCUGGCUGCUGCUCAGCAUUGUCCAGGGAAAUCUGGCAACUGUGACACUAAUUUUAAGGGCCCUAUUGUUCACCUAGUGGCUGGUCGUGAUUUAAAGGAACAUCGCAAGUAAGCAAAGGCCUGAAAUUUCAUUGUGAAUGUGCUUGGGGAUUUUUUUUUUUUAAACUUUCAAUUCAAAGUUUGAUUUCCUCUUGAUUUUAAGUAGGUUCCAACCCCUCCUGCCUCUUCCCCCCCCCCCCCCGCACCUUGCAGGAUUUGCAACCCAAGCGCAGUGGCAUGGAGUAUGAGGCCCAGAAAGUGAAAUGGGCUAGGAGCAGGGAGUGAAUUGACAAAUUUAUGUUCACUGCUGAGCAAAAAGCAAAUGAAAUGGUGGAAAGCUAAAUUAUUAAAGUUGAAAGUAGAGUUUUGUUUUAAAUUUGAAAGUGAUGGCAAUGCAGGUGGAGAUACUUCACUGUGCAUGGGGUUUGUGUGUCUUUAAUUAAAUGACUCUUAACCUGACAGUGUUCCUAUUCAUUAUUGUGUGCAUGGUUUUUGUUUUGUUUCUUGUAUGGGUUUUUGCUUCUGUUACUAAAAUGCAAAUUGGGUGGAGGGCUGUGCUGCUUACAUUCCUGGGGCAUUUUGACCCACACUUCCUUUUAACGUUCCCUUCCCGCCCCCCCUUUAAUUCUAAAGGUAUUCAGUCUUAUGCAGUUAUCUGUAGUGUCUGCUGAGCUGUAUUUAGGCUGUGCAGCUCACUUUUUCCUGCAGAUCUGUAUUAUUCUAGAAGUUAGGGAAAAGACCUGUUCAGUUAUCCACCCCAUCUCCCUGCCACUAAUGGAUAGUUCACGGCAAUGCAUUUUCUAUACAGUCCUUGUCCUUAGACAUUCCAUUGAGAUGGAAAACUGCUUGUUCCUCCUUCUCCACCACUCCUAUUUUGUCACCUCUAUUGGCAAACAAAAACAAAUGGAUGAGAUUAUGCUUGGGCAAAAAGGAUAAUUGAGGGAUAGAGGGAAGGCACAUGUCCCUUGUAAAGAAACUAACCUUUUCCCAAACUUCCAUCAGUUCUGCUUAAGGCACUAUAGGAUCUCCCCUUCGUGCAUGUGGCAGAAGUAAGUCACCUGUUUCUACAAAUAACUUUAGUACAUUGCAGACUGGAAACCUUGUGUGUUCUGCACAGCUUGAGCCAAGGGAAGGCAGCCAGGUUCUCCCCUGCCCCUUUCUUGAUAGCCAAUUGUUUCAUGUUUUCUUUUUUUGUCCUUGACAUGACUAGUUAUUAAACUUCUUAAUGUAUUUACUGUGUUUUAAAAUGAAUGUUUCUUUCACUGAAUUCUAAUGAAUAAACUUCAGGUUUUUAGAGAA
Messenger RNA from Mauremys mutica (yellowpond turtle), 5997 nucleotides. RefSeq names its product APC membrane recruitment protein 1 (gene AMER1). NCBI's taxonomy places the organism in Eukaryota, Metazoa, Chordata, Testudines, Geoemydidae. Gene Ontology annotation, biological process: regulation of canonical Wnt signaling pathway. Bases 197 to 3712 code for a protein of 1171 amino acids. Gene Ontology annotation, cellular component: plasma membrane. Gene Ontology annotation, molecular function: phosphatidylinositol-4,5-bisphosphate binding; beta-catenin binding. The transcript is spliced from 3 exons. The record is from RefSeq and is a predicted model, not a curated record.